UCUUUUACUUGCAAUUGGAAGAUCUGGCUCGCUCAAGGGAAGCAAGCUUCUUAAUUUCAAGUGGGUCUUUACAAUGGGACAUGGUUGUAGUUAAUAAUCCAAAAUAAAAAUGUAAAUAUUUUUUCAGUUAUAUUUUAAUGUUUAAUAAUAUUAUAACUUUCUAUAAGACAUACUUGUUGGUUUUAUUUUUUAUUUUUUAUUUUUUUUAUAUUUAAAAAUCAAAAGAAGUGAAAAAUUUUAAUAAUUUUUGGCUUGUUUGUUUGUUUGGGUGGAUGUGAGCUUUUUACUUUAUUUGUUAAACAUAAAAUUUAUUUAUUCUUUAUUUAGUGGUGUGACUGGUGUCUGGAGUGGCAGUGGAAGUGGAGACCACCAAUCCCUCAUGGGGGUGAGUCGCACUAGAUUCUCCACAUGAUGGCACCUGCUCGGCCACACCUACUAUUCAAGUUCCACUUCCUCUUCCUUCAGGCUUCAAGUUGGCGAGAGACAGUUAGGUCGGAAUGUCAGCUGCUGAAUUUUCAACCCAAUGUCCUCUCUCUCUCUUCUCCCCCUCCACAUGCCUUCCCAUCAUUUUCUUCUUCUUCUGCUUCUUCCCCCUUCCCCACAGAAACAGAGCCAUUCGCCAUGUCUCUGACGCCUUUGAUGUUUCGAUCACUUGUGAGACUGGUGUCGUCUCUGGUGGGUCAGCCUGCUGCCUCCAUCUCCACCUUGCUCUACUACAGCGACUUACUCCCCCAGAACAUCGUCUUGGAAAGACUGGUUCAGCAUGAAUUGCUGGAUCAGGAGAACUAUCUCUUCCAUUUCCUCAUCAACUUCUUGAGGUGUUUCUGGUAGAUAUUUUCUCAAUUCUUACCCAUCUCUCCGGGAUUCAAUUCAGAUACUAGAACCUAGUGAUUAUGAUUUUUCAUAUCUUCUCUCUCUUUUCUUGUUUCAUAAAGAAGCCUCAGCCCCACUCUUCUGCAUAUGUUACUGUUGAUCAUUCAUUGGGCAUUUUUCCCCAUAUCCAAAUGUAUUUUUUUGGCUGGCUCAUGGUCAUUAGUGUGUUUGAAUCUUGUAUUAGAAAUUGGACAUGGAAAUUAAAAUGUACUUAUUGAAACCAAAACCCACUAUCUCAUAUCACAAUUUGUUUCA
Messenger RNA from Vitis vinifera (wine grape), 1128 nucleotides. RefSeq lists its product as uncharacterized. The record is from RefSeq and is a predicted model, not a curated record. The transcript is spliced from 2 exons. Bases 409 to 831 code for a protein of 140 amino acids. NCBI's taxonomy places the organism in Eukaryota, Viridiplantae, Streptophyta, Magnoliopsida, Vitales, Vitaceae.